AUGGCCAAAAUACCAAACCAAAGCAAUCUACAAGUUACCUUCUCAAAACGACGUUCAGGAAUUUUCAAGAAAGCCAGUGAGCUUUGCACACUUUGUGGGGUUGAGAUUGCCAUUAUUGCCUUCUCCCCGGCCAAUAAGCCCUUCUCUUUUGGACACCCUAGCGUUGACUCUGUCGUUGACCGCUUUCUUAUUGGUCAAAAAAACUCUUCCAUGAAAUGCUCUAUUAGUGGUAAUAAUCAAAUGAUUGUGCAUGAGCUUAACGUGGAGCUUACUCAGCUUCUCAGUGAAUUGGAAGCUGAGAAAAGGAAAGGACAAGAACUCGAAGGUGUGAAGAGCCAGUGUUGGUGGGAAUCCCCUGUGGACGAGCUUAGUUUGAGUGGGCUAGAGUCGUUGAAGGCUGCAAUGGAGGAGCUCAAGAACAAGGUUAAUAUGACAAGGCAAGAGCACAUGAUUGCAAGUGUUCAGCAGAUCUCGGCCGCUCGUUUUCACGAAUUUUUAAUGAUGAAUGGUGGUUAUGAUCAUGAUGUUUUCAACAAUAAACCAGUGGAUGACUUUACUAAUCUGCGAGAGGCCCACAAUUUUGGCUUUGGAAACGAAAUCUUCUGA
Messenger RNA from Morus notabilis, 606 nucleotides. Its product is annotated as agamous-like MADS-box protein AGL62. Gene Ontology annotation, molecular function: RNA polymerase II cis-regulatory region sequence-specific DNA binding; DNA-binding transcription factor activity, RNA polymerase II-specific; protein dimerization activity. The record is from RefSeq and is a predicted model, not a curated record. Lineage: Eukaryota; Viridiplantae; Streptophyta; Magnoliopsida; Rosales; Moraceae. Gene Ontology annotation, biological process: regulation of transcription by RNA polymerase II. The transcript has a single exon. Bases 1 to 606 code for a protein of 201 amino acids.